Messenger RNA from Yamadazyma jaroonii, 2847 nucleotides. Lineage: Eukaryota; Fungi; Ascomycota; Pichiomycetes; Serinales; Debaryomycetaceae. The record is from the annotation of a GenBank genome assembly.
AUGACUGUUCCGUUGAUCCAUGGUAACUCAAGUAUAUCAUUAUACGCUAGUGAUGAUAAUUUAUUGAAAAGUGCUAUUGAAUUCUAUGAUAUCGUUGGAUUCAAAUAUUAUUUAAAACAAGAUGAUGUUCAUUAUCUUAGAUCCAGCAAUGAAAAAUUGACUAUCAAAAUAACCAAAGAUUCAAAGUUUUGUAAAUCAAAAGAUGAAGUAUCUGCUUUGAUUAAAGAUUUUGAAGCUAAAGAUAAAGAUUUAAGAUCACUUGAAUCAUCUUUCAUCAUUAGUGUUGAAAAUUUAAAUGAUUUAAUCAAUAGUUUAGGUCUUCAUAAAGUAUAUUAUCAAAUUUAUCCUAAUGAAUUGUUCCCUAAUGAAUGUUUUACUGUUGAUCCAUUAGGUAAUUUAAUUGGUUUCACUACAUUUUCAAAUCCAAUUACUUCAAAACCUCCAGUUACCAAAUUAUCACCUCAUCCUUCUAUAGUUCCUUCAAGUUCCAUGUCAAAAUCAGUUUCAACUUCCAACUUAUCUAAUUUAACUAAUUUCGAUACUAACAAAAGAAGAAAUAUAGCAGUUAUGACAUCUGGAGGUGAUGCUCCAGGGAUGAAUGCUAAUGUUAGAGCUAUAGUUAGAGCUGCAAUCUAUAGAGGUUGUAAAGCAUUUGCUGUUAUGGAAGGAUAUGAAGGUUUAGUUAGAGGAGGUCCUGAAUAUAUUAAAGAAAUGCAAUGGCAAGAUGUUAGAGGUUAUUUAAGUGAUGGUGGUACUAAUAUUGGUACUGCUAGAUGUUUGGAAUUCAGAGAAAGAGCUGGUAGAUUGAAAGGUUGUAAACAUUUAAUUGAAGCUGGGAUUGAUGCUUUAAUUGUUUGUGGUGGUGAUGGUUCAUUAACUGGUGCUGAUUUAUUCAGAUCUGAAUGGCCCUCAUUGAUUAAGGAACUUAAAGAAACCAAUCAAAUCACUGAUGGUCAAUAUAAUACUUACAAACAUUUGAAUAUCUGUGGUACAGUUGGUUCUAUUGAUAAUGAUAUGGCUACUACUGAUGCUACUAUUGGUGCUUAUUCGUCAUUAGCAAGAAUUUGUCAAGCUAUUGAUUAUAUUGAUGCCACAGCCAAUUCUCAUUCAAGAGCCUUCGUGGUUGAGGUUAUGGGUAGACAUUGUGGGUGGUUAGCUUUGAUGGCAGGUAUUGCAACUUCUGCUGAUUAUAUCUUAAUACCUGAAAAACCUGCUUCUUCAAAAGAUUGGCAAGAACAAAUGUGUGAAAUUGUUAAUAAACAUAGAUCUAAAGGUAAAAGAAAGACCAUUGUUAUUGUUGCUGAAGGUGCUAUCACUAAUGAAUUGAAACCAAUUAGUUGUAACGAGGUCAAAGACGUUUUAGUCGAUAGAUUAGGUUUAGAUACCAGAGUUACUACUUUGGGUCAUGUUCAAAGAGGUGGUACAGCUGUUGCUUAUGAUAGAAUCUUAGCUACUUUACAGGGGGUUGAAGCUGUUGAAGCUGUUUUAGAUUGUACACCCGAAACUCCAUCUCCUUUGAUUGCUAUUGAAGAAAAUAAAAUCGUCAGAAAACCUUUAGUUGAUGCUGUUAGAAUCACAAAAUCAGUAGCUACUGCUAUUGAGUCUAAAGAUUUCGAAAAAGCUAUGUCAUUAAGAGAUUCAGAAUUCGUUGAACAUUUGAAUAAUUUCAUUGCUAUGAAUUCUGCUAAUCAUAAUGAACCAAGAUUACCAGCUGAUAAAAGAAAAAGAAUCGCCAUAAUAAAUGUUGGAGCUCCAGCUGGUGGUAUGAAUAGUGCGGUUUAUGCCAUGGCAACUUAUUGUAUGUCACAAGGUCAUAAACCUUAUGCUAUUCAUAAUGGUUUCUCUGGUUUAGCUAGACAUGAAUCCGUUAGAACCAUUGAUUGGUUAGAAAUUGAAAACUGGAAUUCAAUUGGUGGUUCAGAAAUCGGUACCAAUAGAACAACUCCUAAAGAAGCUGAUAUUGGUAUGAUUGCAUAUUAUUUCGAAAAGUAUAGAUUUGAUGGUUUGAUUUUAGUUGGUGGAUUUGAAGCUUUCCUUUCAUUAAAUGAAUUAGAAGAAAGUCGUGUCAAUUAUCCAGCUUUCAGAAUUCCUAUGGUUUUAAUUCCUGCUACUAUCUCGAAUAAUGUUCCAGGUACUGAAUAUUCUUUGGGAUCUGACACUUGUCUUAACUCCUUGACUGAUUACUGUGAUAUUGUCAAACAAUCCGCUUCUGCUACUAGAGAUAGAGCUUUCGUUAUUGAAGUUCAAGGUGGUAAUUCCGGUUAUAUUGCUACUUUUGCAUCAUUAACUACUGGUGCCAACGCUUCAUAUGUCCCAGAAGAAGGUAUUGAUUUAUCUCAAUUAGAAAUGGACAUUCACAACUUGAAAGAGUCAUUUGCUACUGAAAAGGGUUUAAGUAAAGCAGGUAAGUUGAUCUUAAAGUCAACUAAUGCAUCAAAGGUUUUAACCACUCAAGUUUUAGCCAACAUCAUAAAUGAAGAAUCAAAUGGUGAAUUCGAUACCAAAACAGCUAUCCCAGGUCACGUUCAACAAGGUGGUUUACCAUCCCCAAUAGAUAGAACUAGAGGUGCAAGAUUCGCUAUCAAAGCUGUUCAAUUCAUAGAGGAACACUCAGAUUUCAUUUCAUCAAAGAAAUAUGAUAUAAAGUUUGUUUCUGAUGACAAAGCAAUUGCUAACACCGCCAGUGUAUUGGGUAUCAAAUCUUCAAAGGUUAAAUUCACCUCCAUAAGAUACUUGUAUGAUUUUGAAACUCAAUUGGGUAAGAGAAUGCCAAAGACUAUAAGUUGGGCAAAAACUAGAAAUAUCGCUGACCAAUUGGAAGGUAGAACUAGAAUUGAAAGAAUAUAG